Molecule: messenger RNA, 5223 nt
Organism: Haliotis rufescens (red abalone)
Lineage: Eukaryota; Metazoa; Mollusca; Gastropoda; Lepetellida; Haliotidae
Exons: 4
Coding region: 228-4850 (1540 amino acids)
Molecular function (GO): protein binding
Source: RefSeq, a predicted model, not a curated record
CUAGGUCAUUCGUCACAGUCAUCCGCCUUUCCGUAUUGGCCGUUUACAGUAACAAGGAAGUUGCCAGUCCGUGUAAUUGGAGAGCAAAGACACAUACAUUCUGAGAGUCAAGAUGGCUUUAACACAAGACACAAUAGAGCUCUGUGAACAAGCAUCUACCAAUUGAGCUCCAGCCAGCUAUGAGAGCGAUGGUCAUGGAGUAGUGACAGCAUAGUGCGGAACCCUAUAUGAUGUCCAGUAAGCCCAGACAGUCAAAGCCCAGACAGUCACGUCUUGUUUGUGUGUUCCCUGGUGUUGAGGAACAAGCUGUAGACAGACAUUGCAGAAAACCAGAAACCAGCCACGGAGCAGCAUCCAGUGGUCCUGAUGACCUGAUAGAUCUUUCUGACAUUGGUCCUGCCCACUCCUCAGUGCACAGUUCAUCGAAUGAAUCUAAAGUGAGAGGCAUUCCUGUUCAGGCUGUGGGACAGGGUGAUGUGCCUCUCUGUCACACCCAGCCUCUGCAGACAGAUAGCAUCAGAUACCCUUCCACACCCAGCAUUGCAGGCAUUGGAGUAAACAAUAUGGACACUUAUUCUUAUGUUCAGCCUGAUCAAAGGCAUCUAACCAAGCAGGGCUCUGUGAAUGUACCUAUGGACCAUUGGUCACCGGGCAAAUAUGGCGCUGUGGGGGGUUCUGAAAGACAAUACAAAGACUUAAAUCCCCCUGCCACACCAGGAUUACCUGGAGAUCAACGGACUGACAGUGAUUCAGCUCUCAUGUUGCAACUGACGACCAGUGGGCAGGAUAGUUCUGUUGACUCUCCGUUUACCAUGAAGGACAUUUUGGGGGAGUUCCGGUCCAAUAUGCACUGUUCAGUGACAAGCAGUGUUAUGACCGAUAGCUCAGAGGAUUCAUUCUUUAAUUCCAGAAAUUAUCCAUCGGGGGGAUUCACAUUUGAUGAAAUACCUAAGAGGAUGGAGAAAGAAAUCAAAGCAGUUCUAUCUGACUGUCAACUGAAGUCCACAGCUGUCUGUGAAGGGCUAGGUGAUACUCAGACACCAUCCAAACCUCAUGAAACAUCGGCUGGAACAGAUCCAGCAGUUGAGGCAGAUGUCUCUGAGGAUGCUUCUCUGAUGAAGAUGAUGAGAGAUAUGACCUUAGAUGGACAGCACCCAAACAGUCAGAUGGCAAAUGGGGUCACAUGUGAUGGCACAUUGUCCACUGGGCUUGAGAAAGGAAGGAAUGAUUGUACCAUGCGUUGUCGUGACGAUGAGGAGAGUCAUGCUGAUGCACAUUCAGCUUCAGAUGGAGACUACACAGCUGAGCCCACAAUAUGCAGUUUCCAUGGUACAGAGUCAGGCGGAUACUGGCCAGUACUUGAUUCGUCAGCCACAUGCGGUACUUAUCCCGACAAUAGUCUGGAUGAUUCACGGAUAACAUUGCAGAUUGAAAAGGAGAAAAAGACUUUUCCAAAGGGCAAGGAACUUGUUGAGGGGAAUACAAUAGUAAGACAUGGGGAGAUGGACAGAAGGCAGACGGGGGGACACAUGACUGGGAGGAGUGUCGUGGGUAGAAGGGAGAUGAUAAAUGAGUGUUCAAGAAGUGGGACAAAAGAAAGUGUGACAGGCAUGAGCAGAGGUGAGACGGAUAGAAGUGAGAUGGGCAGAUGUGAAAUAGGCAGACGUGAGACAAAUAGACGUUUGAUAGGCAGUAGUGAGAAGAGCAGAAGUGAGAUGGCUAGAAAUGAGAAGAGCAGAAGUGAGAUGGACAGAAGUGAGAUGGGCAGAAGUGAGACAGGGGUGACUGAAACAGACGAGAGCGAGACAGAUGUACAAGAGAGGGGUAGAAGUCAGAAAGAAAUAUGUGUGAAGGCUGAGACAUCACCAGAGAUACAAGACUUGGAUGAAAAGAUGACAUCACAGGCAGAGAGAAGCACUGACACUGAGAGAGAAGAACAGAAUUAUGGUGGAGCUGCUGAGAUGCUAAGUAUAUCAUCUCUACCAUCUUUGGAGGAACCUCCUCACUUUCAGAUGGAUGAACAGGAAACUCAAGCUGAAAUCUUCAGUUUAGAAUCCAAAUAUCCGAUAAUCAAUCCGACACACAUAAUAGUGGAAGACUGCUCAGAUGAAGAUUCAAGUAAGUUCUGUCAACCACCACCACCAUUCCAACAGACUAGUGGGGAUAUUUUGACUGAUGAACAAAGGUUGGCUGUAGCAAGAAGAAUAGAGAAAGAUCUUGUUGUGGAUCAGAUGGGCACACUAGCACUACCUUGUGGCGAUGAUGCUGCAUGGUCAUCCCUGGAGAGAAAUAACCAUCUGUUUGUUAACAGAUCAAGGCAAGUAGCUGCUGUGUCCCCUGAAGACAAGAGAACACUGGCAGUGGCUGUCAACCACUCAAACAAUGUGCAAGCUGUGGGAUCCUUCCAUUACAACAAACAUAUCUAUAAGCGGUCAACAAGUGAACCUGGCCUUCACAUACAAACACAGAGCAUGCAGGAGAUUACGAUCCAAGAGAAGCUGUUUGUCGAGACACAGGCAUAUAAUGACGUAUGGAAAGUGCUGGAGGAGGAAGGGAUGGUCUUCAUUGUUGGUCCUCCAGGGUCAGGCAAGACGAUGAUAGCUAAAAGAAUACUUCUGCGGUAUCACACAGAGCAAGACUUUGAACCACUGAUCCUGUUUGAUAUGAAAGAAAUGAGGCAGAUGAUGAACACUGAAAAGAAGCAGGGAAUAUUCAUCAGAAACACUUUUGGAGUUUCAGACUUCGACCAAGGGAAGCUAGAUUCUUUCCGGGAGUAUUUUGCCUCAGUUAACGUUUGUGUUUCAGAUAACAAAAAGUUCAUCUUUAGUUGCAACAACAGAAUUUUUCAAAGAUGUGUUCCAUGUUUGAAACUUUCCAAUUUCUUUACUAAAAGAUCAGUUUUUGAUUUGACACUGGUUGGCUCCUUGACAUCAUCGAACAAGAGAGCCAUCUUGUAUAAGCAUUUCAAACGAGAUACCCUUCCAGAAAACGUAGUGGAGAAAAUUGUAGACUGUGAGAGUAAUUCCACACCUGUCUUCCUGAAAUGUUGCCACAUAUUUGCACGGUCACCCUAUUUACAUCACAAAGAAAAAGCCCUCGAGUUCUUCCAGAAGCCUGUUUUGUACUAUAAGCUUUCAGUUGAUUCAUUGUUGCAAAGAGAUGACAAGAGCUAUUUUGUAGUGCUUUUGCUAGUGAUGGUUUUGGGUGAACUUAAAGACUCUUUCUUGAAUGAUCUAUCAGAAGACAGUCUCAUUGUAAAGAAAGCAUACAAGGUUCUUGACAUGUUGCCAUAUGAAUGUACCUGGGUCCAGCUAGAUUCAGCCGCCAAGGAUCUUCUGCAUGAAGGGCCGUACCUGAAAAGGUCUGCAAACAAGGACUCCUUUAUCUUCAUCGAUAGCUGUAUAUACGAUGCUGUUGCUGUUGUAUUUGGUGAGAAAUAUCCUAAACAUCUGCUGGAGAUUUGUUCUGGGACAUUUCUGUGUGAGAGAGUGCUUGUGAAUUCUCCAAAUCAGAAAAAAAGUGAAGAGGAAAAUUUUACAUUAGAGAGUGGUCAAUUUGAUUUCUUGUCUGAAAGAUUUGUGACUGAAAUACGCUCUGGUUUUCCAUAUAUGGUUGCUCUGCAUAAAGCAUUUGGUGAUGAUUCAUUUAUCAAAGGUUUUGCAAAGUACUGUGAGGCUCAAACAGAUAUUGAAACCAUCAUAACAUCAAAAGACAAACGUCACGAUUUUCCAUGGUUAUUUUGGUCAUCGUGGAAUGAGAAGAAACAUUUGUUUCAAUGGACUUUCCGUGAACUCAAGAAACGAAAGCUACCAAUAACAAAAGAAGCCAUGAAAAAAAUCGCUCGAGCAUGUUGUAUCUCAGGAAAUGUGGAGUCUCUGAAAAUAGUUUUCAAGGUUGUAAAAUCAUCUUCAGAUAUGGUAAAGGACUGUGCAACAAUGUCCCUUGCCAUGCCAACAUGGAGUGAAGCUUCCCUGGCUAUGGCGCCAGUUGAAGGAGUUGUCCAAGUGGGUGGAAUGCUCCACACUGCAUGCCUUAAUGGUCACCUCCCAGUAGUGGAGCUGCUGGUGACCGAGUACCACUCUCCAGUAGACCUCCAUGAUCACUAUGGCAACUCACCCUUGACCAUUGCCGCCAAAAAUGGACAUUUCAACAUUGUGAAGUUCCUCAUCGAUCAAGGAGCCCGAGCAAAUGUGAGGAAUCAUAUAAAGAAAAUGGCAGUACAUGAAGCUUGUGAAAAUGGAAGGGCUGAAGUUGUGGAUGUUUUGUUGACAGCCUGGCCUAAACUUGUGUCAGUUCCAGGUCCAGAUCCAGACCUCUGUUUUCCCAUACAUUUGGCAUGCAUAAGCAAGGAACCCAAGUUGGUAAAGUUGCUUGUUAAGAAGGGUGCUGAUCCCAAGUGCUUGGAUUCAUCCAAGAACACUGCAUUCCACACAGUUUGCUGUAGGCCAGGGGGGCUACAGGUUCUAAAAGAACUAAAACCAACUUCACAGGAUUUAGGGUUACAGAACAAGUACGGUGAUACUUGUCUUCAUCAAGCUUGUGAGUUUGCAGGGCCACCCAUGGUUGAGUUUCUCCUCCGGGUGGGUGCAAAUGUGAAUGCUUUGAACAACAAGCUGCAGACACCCCUGCAUGUUGCGUGUAAGAGAAAUCAUGUCAAGAUUGCUGAAAAGCUCUGGAAGAAUGGAGCUGAUGUUUUUGCCUUGGACAUCACACACAAACCCGCUCUAAAGCUGACAACAGACAAAAGGUUAGGGAAGUUACUGCUUGAACAAAUGAAUAGAGGCGAUAACCAACGCCACAUCAGCAAUAUUUCAUCUUCACAGCAACAAAAAGUCUCAGAAGGUGUAUAAGUUGUAUUAUUAAUCGCCCAUUGAGGAUACCACUGUGUAAUAACACAAUAGGCUGAUAUUACAGUGUUUUAUGCCGAACGCGUGCUUACGUGCUGCGGGAACCACCAACAAAUACUGAAAACUCCCAUCAUCCAUGAGCUUAUUCAAUGACAUUAGAAAUGAUAUAUCACUAAGGGGAGCUUUUCCACACUCGGUGACCCCAGCAACCCUGUUGCUAGGCUGACGUCACAUGACAUUGUUUUGCCAGUGGAUCUUGCAAAAAACUUUACUACGGUCUUGUGUUUUGUUUGUAAACUUUGUGGCGCAGUUCCACCAAACAAUCAUAACAGCAACGACUGUCGUAAGUCUGUGUUAAAGUAUGGCAGUGGUUGAC